Molecule: messenger RNA, 570 nt
Organism: Thermothelomyces thermophilus ATCC 42464
Lineage: Eukaryota; Fungi; Ascomycota; Sordariomycetes; Sordariales; Chaetomiaceae
Exons: 2
Coding region: 1-570 (189 amino acids)
Molecular function (GO): acyltransferase activity, transferring groups other than amino-acyl groups
Source: RefSeq, a predicted model, not a curated record
AUGGCCUCCCCCUCCAUGACCUACGUCUUCUCUCAGGAACAACACGGCCACCUGAUACCCUACAUCGCCGCGCUCCACGCCUCGUGCAUCACGCUCGACCACAUGGUCGGCCCCUUCUUGCCACCGCUGACCAACGAGAAGCUGCUCCCCUGGUGGAAGGAGCGCAUCGCAGAGGCCGUCGGCGGCACCCGCGUCAUCGUCCUCCUGCUGCCCGAGGCGACGCUUGGCAAGAAGCCCCUCGGGACCGACCUGCGCGGCCUGGCCAUGCUCAAGCUGUCCGAGUCGGAGACGGGCUCGUUCCGCGGCCACAUCGACGCCGUCCUGGUCGACCGCAGGCAUCGGCGCCAGGGCGGCGCGAAGGCGCUAGUCGCCGCGCUGGAGUACGAGGCCGCGAAGAGGGGGCGGUCGUUGUUGCUUGUCGAUGCCGAGACGGACAGCGUGGCCGAGUUGGUGUUCAAGAAGCUGGGCUACAUCGAGAUUGGCAAGGUUCCGCACUUCAGCCGGGCGCUUUCCAACGGGAAGAAGGGAGAGACCUUCUUUUACAAAGAGUUUUUGCCUUCGUCGACAUAA